AUGACCUUAAUUCUUUAUCUUGUAGAAAAAACAGCCACAGAGAAAAGUGGAACAACAACCACACCAAAAACAGAAACAACAACCACACCAAAAACAGAAACAACAACCACACCAAAAACAGAAACAACAACCACAAAGAAACAAGAAACAUCAACCGCAGGGAAAAGUGAUGAUAUAAAGAUAGUGAUCCCAUCAGUGCUGGUGAUCAUUGCUUUAUUAGUGACCACACUCACUGUUUGGCUUAUAUAUCGAAGGAGAGCACAUAAGAGAGCAUCAGUUGUAAAUCAAAACAACAUUUCCACUGAACAAAAUGGUGAAGAUGUGACCUACAUUGAACUGAAGCACAAUACAGUAAAACAAAGCAAAGUGGAUACAGUAACAGAAGAUCAAGAAACUGUAUAUUCUGGUGUAAAAUUGGCUUAAACAACUAGACAAUGAAAAACUAAAAAUAAUUAGAUCCACUGAUGGAGACAGUAAUCAGUUAUCAUUUUUCUUUUGUUUUUAUUGAGUGUGCCUGAAAUGCAAGUCAAAUCACCACCCACCCCAUUAUCUGAAAUUUGUCACAGCAACUGUUCAUUGAAGGUGCAAAGUUGUUGAUAAUAGAAAAAAAACAUACUGCAAUAAAAAAGCUAAACAAUGAAUGUAAUACAUUUUAAAAGCUGGAUUAUAGUAAUGUAAUCAUAUGCAGCAAACGCUUAUAUUUAAUAUUACUGAUAUUCAUAUAUUUUUGCAUUGAUUUUUUAUGUUUACAAUUAAUCUGUGGUGGCCAUACAAUUACACCUACAUUUGUAACUUUGUAUAUGUUUGCAGUGUUUCUGUUAAACCUCAAUGUUAACAGCAGCAUUUACAAUAUCUCACGAAAAAUAUUUUUGAAUUAAAGGUGCCUUUAUUUCUUCAAUAGCAGAACGUUUAUUUGGUAUUCUGAAAAGUUUUUUAUCAAAUCUUUGCUGUUUUGUCUUUGGAUGAACUUUUUUCAGAGUUGGUUCAAUCAUCUCAUCUGUGUGUAAAAGCAUAGAGUGAAGUUAAAUCAAGUCCACAUAAUACAAAAUUUUUUUAUACGAAUUUCAAAUUUU
This is a messenger RNA of Misgurnus anguillicaudatus (oriental weatherfish), 1073 nucleotides long. The record is from RefSeq and is a predicted model, not a curated record. Lineage: Eukaryota; Metazoa; Chordata; Actinopteri; Cypriniformes; Cobitidae.